UUUGCUUUGACGACCGGAAGUGGUUAUUUGGCGUUUCUCAGGCAAUUCACGCUACACUUCCUCCUCCCAGCACUGGAUACGGUUUGCUCCUUUUUUCAGCUUUUUUUGAAAGGUCAUUUGGCCGUUAUUUUAAACAUUUUUAUUCUCACCAGCGUUUCUUUCGGAUCUUCUCGUCUUAUAAAAGAGACGUCAAGACAACAACCCUUCUAAACAAACAGAACGGGCUCAGAGUGCCAUGGCAGGUACCCCGAAAGUCUUGGGCUUUUUUACGCUCGGGCUUUGGGCGAUUUUGAUCGGCUGCUCAUCUGCUAGGAUCCACACACUUAGGCUGACGAAUGAGAGACGGUCUUUGAUUCAUCUGAAUUCAUUUGGAUUUUAUACCAAUGGGUCUUUGGAGGUGAAACUUCAUAGUCUGUAUUUAGUAAAUGAAGAUAAAAUAGAUUUUAAGAAUACUAAGAUUGGGUUCAGCUUAUCAAAAUCAAGGGUUGACGGUCUCUUGUCAUACACGUCUGAAGAAUCAGAUUCCUGCCUACUGUCUAAAACAGAAAGCACAGAACCUCUCACCUUGUUUAUUUUACAACUGAAAGGCAAAAUUGUUCAAGUCAAGCACUUUGGAAACCAAAUGUACACAGUUACUGGGAAAACGUUACCCAACAAAGAUCAGAAAGGCAGCAAAACAAAACGUUCUGAUCUUGUCCAGAGUAUGACUGUCUCAGAAAACAAAGCUGGGGGACAAGUCAAGAGUGCCAAUGAAGAGGUUACAUCCAGUGGAAAGUCUGCAGAACCAAAAAAUUUUGUCUUGGAAAAUAUAAAUGGAUCCUACAGCUUUUUUUUCUUCCUGAACAUCACCUCAAAAUCAGAUGAGGGGCUUUACAAUCUAAAUUUUCACUUCUGUUCCACUUCAAAAUCUGCAGUUGAACCUAGCUUCAGCAUUGAUGUUGAAAUUAUUGAAAAGAAUCCAGGAGGAUACCUCUCAGCUGCAGAAAUGCCCCUACCAUUGCUUUAUAUUGUAAUGUCAGGUUUCUUCUUUACAGCGGCUAUGUUCUGGGUAUAUAUUCUGCUUAAGCACAGAUACAAUGUGUUUAAAAUUCAUUGGCUUAUGGCUGCUUUGGCAUUUACUAAAUCAAUUUCUCUGAUAUUCCACAGCAUAAACUAUUACUUUAUCAAUACUAAGGGGCAGCCUAUUGAAGGCUUGGCUGUAAUGUACUACAUUACUCAUCUGUUGAAAGGUGCUUUACUCUUCAUCACCCUAGCCCUCAUUGGAACUGGAUGGGCUUUUGUGAAAUAUAUUCUGUCAGAUAAAGAGAAGAAAAUUUUCAUGAUUGUCAUCCCACUGCAGGUGUUGGCCAAUGUUGCAUACAUUAUCAUAGAGUCAACGGAAGAAGGAACUAGCGAAUAUGCCCUUUGGAAGGAAAUUCUUUUCCUGGUUGAUCUCAUUUGCUGUGGAGCCAUCCUGUUCCCUGUGGUCUGGUCAAUAAGACAUUUGCAAGAAGCAUCAAGUACAGAUGGGAAAGCUGCAGUUAACUUGGCAAAGCUGAAGCUCUUCAGGCAUUACUAUGUAAUGAUAGUAUGUUAUAUUUACUUCACACGGAUCAUAGCAAUCCUGCUCAAAGUGACUGUCCCAUUUCAGUGGCAGUGGUUUUAUGAGCUAUUAGUAGAAGUUUCCACGCUUGUAUUCUUUGUCCUAACUGGAUACAAAUUCCGUCCUGCAUCCAACAAUCCAUACCUGCAACUGCCUCAAGAUGAAGAAGAUGUUGAGAUGGAUGAAGUCUUAACAGAGUCUGGCUUGAUGGAGGGACUAUCCAAAGUGAAGAAAACUUCAAAUGGAAGAGAGAAAUCCCGUGAUUCUACAGUAUGAAACAACGUUUUUGUGGCAGUCCUAACUAAAUCCGAGAAUGCAGAGCCAGUGAUGGCAGACUUCCACAGUCUAUGCACACAAAUGCGGGAUUAUUGCAGUCAUUUUCUUGUGUGGAUUGUUUUUGCUUCACUGCCCUUUUUUUUCUUUUUGUUUGUUUUUGGAAAAUGCUAAACCUAAUCUCACUUGUGCUGUGAGAACUUCUCUGCCUGGGUCACUGACUUAACAGCUACAGCACAUCAUGAGUGUGCUAUCAUAGGUACACUGCAACUAAUGGGUGAAAAGCACAUCUCCGUGAUUUAUAGCUUUGAUCCCAGAAGUGUCCACACGUUUGUACCAAUGAGAUUCUUUAAAAAGGUGGAAGAAAAGGACAAGUCCAUGUAUAUAAUGAGGUUGCUUUGCUAAUAUCCUGGAGUUCCAUGCAUUCCCGUCUUUAUUCCUGCCACUCCUAAAAGUGAGCUCCAAAGAAAGUGCAAUGGAGAGGAAUGGCUGAGGUGCAGUGAGCAGAGACGAAAACACACAGAGACUUUGGAAGAUCAGCCCUUUGCUUCAUGAGUGUCGGUUAAUAAUGAAAACCCAAGCACCAGGUUAUUUGGUGCUGCUAUUCUGCUUUUUUCUUCCAAGUGCCCAAACGUUCUGAGCAUUCAGUUAGAAAGCUGCAGUUCAGAAAGAGGGAAUUCCAUGAUGGCUUUUUAAAUCCAUGUGGAGAUUCCAUUUAUUUUAUGAUUUCCCUUUUUUCCCCAAAGAUGUCUACGGAUAUCUCUAUUUUUUUUUUUUUUUUUUAAACUGUUUAUUGUAAACGGACUGAUCUGUGCUUUAAUAAUGAUGCUAUGGUAUUGGGGAACAGAUUUUUGUAACCAGCAAACAUUGUAAAUAAAAUGACUUGAAAAUUAAAGCCUUUUGGUAGAGGGAAUUAAAAUUCCUUACCUUAAAUUAAAAAUCCUUGACAAUCUUUGAGUCAGCAUUGCUCAUGAACUCUGAUUAACAUUUGCAGGAAGCCAAUUUCCUACUGUUUACAACAAUUGGUACCUCGUUACUGCUCGCAUGUGCGCGUCUGACGGCGGCUGUCACUUUUCUGAUUAGAAAAAGAAAGUUUUACUUAGACUGUAAGAUUUUAAUUCCAGUAGUGUACUGAAAAAAUAUAUAAUUAUGAAUUCUUUAUUUUUUCCCCUCUCAUAUGAAACUAAAAUGAAUAGCAGACUUAGUAUAAAAAAAGCACUUGUAGAAGUGUGCUUAUUGAAAAAAGCUAAUAUUAGAUUGUUUUAUUUUCUUUUUCUUCUCUUUAAAGCUAUGCACACAUGUACAAAGUUUGUAUAAAUAUGAUGUACAGCUACAUAAAAAUAAGGUUGACUUUAUAUAUGGUACUAUAACCUACUUUGUCAUUUUACAGCUCUUUGGGAAACAUUUUUUUUUCAGUACUAAAUGUUGAAUAUUUCUGAUUUGCAUUUUAUAGCUUUUGAGAAUUUUGUCCACGCCACAUGUCAUAUUUACAGUUUGUUGAAAUGGUCAAAACGCAGCCCUUCUUUGGAAGCCUAGGCAGCACUCUUCUCAGAGAAAGGUAUCUGUUUAUGUCAUAUUACAAACCACUUCUGAAUGAUGAUGAUGAUGAUGUGCUUUCUUAUUACUUGUUCGAUUUAACUAUAUUUAUUUAGUUGGGGCAUUCUGAGGGAGCAGUGCAAUGAAAAACUGACUUCUGUGAGGCCAAAUGUUAUCAUUUCACAAGGCACUUCAUGUAUUUAUAUAUAAAAAAAAAUGGAUAAACGACCAAAAAGUAAUUUCACCAAUUCCUUAUAAAAUAUGGGUGUUAGCCAUGCAGUGACUUGUGAAUGCAAAGAUUAUAUCUGUAUAUUGUAAUAUUUUUUUGUUGUUGUCCAAGGGAGAGAGUCGCACCUCAAAUGUGACACUGCAUUUCAGAUUAUUACUAAUUUUUUUUUGUGAGUGGACAUCAUAUUCAGGCAUUUAGAAGUACAGUAUUUCAUUAAUAAUACAUUUUUAACCUUCUGAAGUGCACAGUAGUAUCCUGAGAAUUCUUGCCACUCUCUGUUCUCUUCCCAGCAAUGUCACAAAUCUUUUAUUCUUAAGCAAGUGUGUAGCCCUUUACAGUGACCGCUUUCCCCCAAAAGGAACAGGAAUCUCUCUGGUGGAUGAUAAUGUUAAAGAAAUACUUGAGGUUUUGGAUUUUAUAUAAGAAAUCAGCUGUUCUUUCUGUAAACUUGGUUACCUUACACUUCAAAUGUGAAAUGCCUGUUCUAAUUUAGUAUAUUUUUUAAGUCUAAUAAAUCCGGCUGUGCAAUGGCUUCUUUGAAUUGA
This is a messenger RNA of Polypterus senegalus (gray bichir), 4165 nucleotides long. Its product is annotated as protein GPR108-like. Gene Ontology annotation, biological process: transport. Gene Ontology annotation, cellular component: Golgi apparatus; membrane. The coding region runs from base 236 to 1858 and encodes 540 amino acids. The record is from RefSeq and is a predicted model, not a curated record. The transcript is spliced from 18 exons. Lineage: Eukaryota; Metazoa; Chordata; Cladistia; Polypteriformes; Polypteridae.